AUGUCAACACUGACAGUUAAGGCCCAGUUUGGGUUUGAAGUGAAAAAACUCAAAAAUGGAAAAUUGUGUGAGACUAGCAAUAUCAUGACCAAAUGGAUUGAAAACCAAGGCUUGAAACGAGCUGCAGUGACAAAUGCACCAAGACCAAAUGGGGAGCUAUUAGUAUCAGCACUGAACCUCUCGAGUUUCUUUGAAGUUUUUGUUAUUGCAAAUGAAUGUGAACGAGCAAAACCAUUUCCUGACCCUUACUUGAAAACUCUUCAAGCACCUAAUGUCUCACACAAACAUGCUUUCGUCUUUGAGGAUUCUGCCUCUGGGGUAAAAGCUGGAGUGGCAGCUGGAAUGCCGGUGGUGGGUCUAGGCACAAGGAACCCUGAAAGUUUACUGCUAGAUGCUGGAGCUUCUUUUGUUAUUAAAGAUUUUGGUGACUCAAAGUUGUGGGAAGCACUGGAAGAGUUAGAGAAUAGAGCAGUCAUACAGUAAAGUAAACAAAGGACGAACCCACAGUAAAUUUCU
Messenger RNA from Argentina anserina (silverweed cinquefoil), 516 nucleotides. Its product is annotated as haloacid dehalogenase-like hydrolase domain-containing protein Sgpp. The record is from RefSeq and is a predicted model, not a curated record. The transcript has 3 exons. NCBI's taxonomy places the organism in Eukaryota, Viridiplantae, Streptophyta, Magnoliopsida, Rosales, Rosaceae. The coding region runs from base 1 to 483 and encodes 160 amino acids.